AUCAUCCAUGAAGCGGUAGUGCCAUCUGGCGGGAGAAUCAUGUUUAGCGAAUUCUUAUAUACAUAAAACAAACAGUGAAGUAAAAGUUUGAAAUGGAUUGAGUUUUUUUAUAUUUUUUUUUCGUUUUAAGGACUAUUUAGUGAUAAUAAACUAAACUGCCAAAAUGGGGAACGGUUUGUGUGUUGAGACGGGCAGUAAUAUGACCAUUUUUGACUGGUUAGACCAUGUGUUAGGUACUGCCGGUCAAGCUGUCGGAAUACGAGGUACAUACGACGAUGAUUUCAUCGAUAGAUUAAAUCACAAAUAUACUGUGAUGUUAUUAGUGAUAUUUACGGUAAUAGUGAGCACGAGUCAAUAUGUCGGCGAUCCUAUCGAAUGUUGGUGUCCGACAGACUUCACGGAAAAUCGAGUCGAUUAUACAAAUUUCGUAUGCUGGGUUUCGAAUACUUAUUAUAUUCCUAUGCAGAAUCAAAUCCCUGCUCAGUACGACCAACGUAGAGAACAGGAACUCACAUAUUAUCAAUGGGUUCCACUUAUUCUUCUUGUUUGCUCAAUGUUUUACAAGGUACCGAGAUUAAUAUAUAAAGUUCUUAAUUCAUAUUCCGGGAUCAGCAUAGAUAAAAUUAACGGGAUGGCACGUGAUACACAAUACCUUGCACCGGAGGAGCGUGAAAAAAAAUUGAAGCAUAUAUCCAAAUACAUGGGACAGUGGUUGAAAUCUGCCUCACCACAUAGGGCCGGUCUUUGUCCGAACCUGCGUACGCAGAUAGGAAACGUCUGUUUCUUUCUUUGCGGACGUCAUUUUGGAAAUUAUCUAACAACAGUGGCUAUGGUAUACAAGAUAUUAUUUUUGGUAAACUCAAUUGUAAUGAUGUAUUUGAUGAAUUCAUUUAUGGGAUCAAAAUACAGUGUAUACGGAUUUGAAGUUCUAAAUUCGCUCUAUGAAGGAGAAGAUUGGACCUAUUCUCCUAGAUUUCCGCGUGUUACGCUCUGUGAUUUUGAAAUUCGUCAGAUGACAAAUUUACAACGAUGGACUGUACAAUGUGUGCUUCCGGUAAAUCUUUUCAACGAAAAAAUAUUUAUAUUUCUGUGGUUUUGGAUGGUUUUUAUUGCCAUUGCAAAUGGUUUCGGUUGUUUGACUAAUCUGUAUGGAUAUCUUUUGCCUCAUCAUAGGCGUUCAUACAUACGAAAAUAUCUUAAAAUCAACGAUCUUCACAAAAAGACUGAUUCUGAUAGACGAAUCAGAGCAGACUUUGUAAAGGACUUCUUGAAACAGGAUGGUAUUUUCGUAUUACGUCAAAUAAGUAACAAUGCCAAUGACGUGAUAGCUUCAGAGGUCAUCAAAUAUUUGUACCGAGAUUUCUUAGAAAGAUAUAAACAAAGUGCAGACGACAACAGUAACAUUGAAAAUGCAGAUUCAGUGUGAUUUAAUCAAAUUUACUAGAUGAAAACAAGAUUGAUUCCACAUGAUAUAACUAGGUGAGAAAUAUCUCACUAACAGAAUGCCGUCCCGUUUAAGAGUAUGUCCGGUGACUUGACUCAUACGAUUGUGCCUUACAAGAAGCAUGUACAAUAACAUUCAUGAUUAUAAGAGUGUUGAAUUGGUAUGAUUGGUGCACUCGAAUGAUGGGACCAGAUUUCAACCGCUAUGAAGCAAAAUAAUAUUUGGAGGGAAAAGAUUUGUCUGUGUUUUGUUUGCUCAUAUAUUUGUUUAUCUCUUUCUUUUUUAACUAUUUUAUGUUCAUAAUCAGUUCAGUUUUUAUUUUUAAUUAUGGGCAAUUAGGGGGAGUUCAUUAUCGGUGGAACUAUAUUAGUUCCAGGUUUUUAAUCAUAAGCAUGGUCAAUGCCAAAACAUUGUUGCAGCAAUUAAACUAUGCAUCAUUGAAAAAUUGUCAUGAGUAGCGAGAAAGCAGCAUGACUUAUAUUCUAUGAUAAACAUUUACCCAUUUCAUUUAAAAUGAUACAGAGUAGUUGAUUUAACUAGUGUGCCAAAACAAAUUCAUUUACUUUUUCUACAUUGGCUAGAGGUAUAGGGGGAUGGUUGAGAUCUCAUAAACAUGUUUAACCCCGCCGCAAUUUUGCGCCAGUUCCAAGUCAGGUUCCUCUGGCCUUUGUUAGUCUUGUAUUAAUUUUAAUUUUAGUUUCUUGUGUACAAUUCGGAGUUUAGUAUGACGUCCAAUGUCAGUGUACGAGUAUACAUAUUUUUAGGGGCCAGCUGAAGGACACCUAUACGGGUGCGGAAAUUCUCGCUACAUUGAACACUCAUUGGUGGCCUUCGGCUGUUGUCUGCUCUAUGAUCGGGUUGUUGUCGCUUUGACACAUUCUCCAUUCCCUUUCUCAAUUUUAUAAUGAUAUUGCAUCUCAAGUAAGAGAUUAGUAAUUAGCAUCAAAUUUAUAUAUCAACAUAAAAAUUUCCUCUGCUCGAGUACAGCCGAAGCGGGUGGGUAAUAUAAUACUAUUGUGAAACAAGGCUUGAUUACGUAUAUGGCACUUGAAUAUAGUAAACGUUUAGUUGGUGAAAACAAUUUUAUAAACCAAGGCUCCACUCCAAAAUUUCAGUAGUUAUUGAUUGUCCCUUAAGUCGGAAUAUCAUGCUCAGUAUAUUUAGACAAUCGCAUGAAAUUGUAAAGAAAUUGCUAAUUGAAUAUUGUGACAUCUGUCUUAAAAUGGAAUAGAAACAUGCAAGUUUGUCCAAAAACCAACCAUUUAAAUAAUAAUAUAAGUACAACGAUUAAUGUAUGUUAUGUGCACAUACUUACGUACAUUUUUAUUCCAUUUUUGUUCUAUAUAUAAAUAUAUAUUUUGUUUUUAAUACAAUUAGUUAGAAAAUAAGGUUGUGAACUAGAUUAUGAUUGAAUGGAUCAGUGUUUAUCAGUGUUUAUGUGUGUCCCCAGAUAUAUGUGCUAUACUGUAUUGCCAAAAAUAUUUUUCAUUGUUUCAUCAUGUGAUGAUUUCAUAAUACACAUAACAGUAAAUAUCAUGUUUGCUAUUUUUAAACAGUUCAAUAUCAAAUGAGUAUUAUAUGCCAUUAUAGCUAAGACAUCGAAAUCAAUCAUUCACUACCAAACCUUUUAGUGUAAUCGAAGUUCUUUUUAAGUGACUACUUUAUAACUAUUGAUGCCUGAGAACAAUUAUGCAUUUAUCAAUGGUUUUCCUUUUUAAUAUGUAUACAGGUUAGAAUAGACAUUUGUUUCUACCCUUUUAGAUAGUUUCAUACUACUCAUUGUUGGGGCAAUGUAAAGCUUAAUGUUCGUUAUGAGCUAAGGCCCCGUGUUAAAGACCGUACUUUGACCUAUAAUGGUUUACUUUUGUGACUUGGAUGGAGAGUUAUCUCAUUGGCACUCAUACCACAUCUUUUUAUAUCUAUCAAAUUCCGAAUGUAGAUCUAUCAUAGAAACAACGAGUGUAUUCUGAUAAUAACUAUAAGUUAGCUAUCAGUUUUUCUAAAUUACAUAAAUUUGUAGAAAAAUAUGUUUCACAACUAAUUUUUGGCUUUGUGUCAUUAGGGUUCUGUCUCGUUUGCGUUAAACUAGACCCCACAUUGUCUUUAAAUAGUAUCUACCAUCUAGAAAGACUCGUUUGCGUGCUUUGAAAUUUAUCAAGAAAACAUUCUUGGCAACAACAAAAAAGAACACAACUCUAACUGACUAGAGAUAUUCAACAGUAUAUGUAAUUAGUUUUACUCCUUGUCUCAUGUGUAAAGAAAGUUUAGGAAUUGGGUGGGUUUUAUUUUUCAAUUUCUAAGUCUUCAUAUGUUGAAAGUUGCGUCAAGUCUACACAUAUCUAUAAUUUAAGUUUGUACCGUUUAUUAUUGUAGAUAUUUCCAUAGUAGAUAACUAUGUCAUCUUGAUUUUUAAGCUUUAAAAGUUGAUAGACAAUGCAUGUUACUUCAGGGGAUGUAUUGAACUUUUUUUAAAUAUCGAACAUGUAACACAAUAUCAAACGUAUGCAAUGCAUUUCUGUUCUGACGUGAAGCAAACGAAACUACAAAUGCAUAAAGAUAUCGAACAAGUGAACUAGAAAAAAAAGCGUAAUCUGCAAAAUAAAUUGUUCUUCACGCUGUUUAAGUCGUCAAUAAGUUACAAUGAAUUUUGUUUGGCUAUAGAUAUCGGUUAAUGUCUUAUAAAACGCUAUAAAAACAUUAAAAUGCUUUUAGUCUGAUUCUUUACAACAAUGUUUUCAUUUGGGUUUGAUCGACAAACAUGGAGAGAAAUAUGCAGAAUAUGAGAUACUUUUUUGUUUUCAAUUUUUAAUGAUUAUUUAAAGCGUUAAUUUUAUCUAAUAUUCAAUUGGAUUUUAAAAACAUUAACUCGUUUGUUUGACGUUUUCGAUGUUUUGGUACGCUUUUUCUACUUCUUCAAAUUAUUUGUUCUCUUUUAUAUCCAAACACUUUUUGUUGUCUUAAACAUUCCAGAAUCCUAACUAGUUACACCAAACUCUUAAUUACGGACUUUCAUUCACUAGUUUGAUGGGGGGGGGGGGGGGGGGGGGGGGGUGCCAGUGAAUUUUGGAAAUAAAUAUGGUAAAAAUUGCCCAACAAUAUCCUGGAUUAAAUUAUGUACAAAAGUGAAAUCCAUUUUCGCUAGAAAUAAUAAAGUCAGAGCAGCAACCUAUCAAUAUGAAUAUUCCGUCCAUAAGAAAUCCUUCAGGUCCGUCAAGAAAGCAAUUUGCUGUCCUCUCACAGAAUAAUUCAUGCAUAUUUGUAGUAAAACAUUAUUACCAAAAAAAUAUAUAAGAAAAAAUAGUAAUUCUUUUCUUUUUUUUGCCAGAGUUAAUUGUUAUCGGUACGGUGUCCUUUGUUACAAUGAUAAGUUUUAUAUGUGGUUGAGACUUCAUCCCCAUUAUUCGGGAAUAUUAAGUAAAAAUCACAUAGGUGGUGUAUCUGAAAAAUCCUCAAAAUGAAGAUGAAUAUUUUCUUAUAUUUUACUAUUGUAAUAAACCAAUACGAUUUUUCAACUGUUUGUAAAUUUCAAAAAGGGUAAAAUCAAUGUACAGAUUGGUUGUUUUCGGCACAGAUGUAAUGCAUUGACUGUUUGAGAAUAUAUAAUAUGUAAAAAAAAAAAUAGAGAUUGACCGUCUUCGUUUCAACAGCAUUAUAACUGAAGGGCAUAACAAAACAUUUUGAUUAGUGCAAUUGGCAUUUAAUUCAAUUGUCUCCUUUCUGGUGUCGUUUAUUUUUUUCCAUCUUGAUUGUUGUUUUUUGUUAAACUUUUAUAUAUCAUUCCCCAAGAGUUUAUAUUUAUGUCCGCUUUAUUUAUAGAUCUUUGCGUUAUAUGUAUUGUUUAUAGUUGUUUGAUUAUUUUAUUAGCAAAUAUUAUUUAUACAGCUGUUUAGUUUUUUGUCAGUAUUUUAUUGUUAGAUUUUUAUAUAUAUAACAGUUGAAUUAUUGCUCUGUGAUUAGUUCAUUUUAUUGAUACAUCUAAUAGAGGCUACUGGUUUAUAUGUACCCGAAAAUGUAAUGGUCGAAUCAUGAUUGGCAUAUGUUUUUGUGGCGACACAAAAUAAAAGAUAUGGUUUCUGUACCAUGUGAGCAUGCAAUAUAUAUCUUACAAAGAAAAAUCAUAAUAUAGACAUUUACCAAUGCACACAUCGUAAGAAAUUCCGAUAAUAAUAUAGUUUACAAAACCAUGAAAUUCAAAACCACGAGCAUACAAGUUUGCUUUUAUCCAAGAAAUUUGGUACACACAAAAAUAAAUGAGUCCACAGUAUUAAAUUAUAUUUCAGAUAAUUCUCAAUCAUUUGCGCCGACAUCAUAUGCACAAAUUUUGCUUUAAAAAAAUAAUGUAAAUUAUAUUUUAUCAGGUUUUUUUUUGUAAACCAAAAUUUAGUAAUAUGUUAAAACGCCCCGUUUAGUAGAUAUGAUGAUUUCAGAAUAACCAAGCCGCAAGCGAGACAAAAUUAAGAGUCAUUUUAGACUUUGCAAUAAAACACUUUUGAAAGUGACUUACUAAUUAAAUUAUAAUAUUGAAUUUAUUUUCCAUUUUCUUUAUGCCGGUUGUAAGCUUAUAUAACUUUGUCUUAUAUAACAUAAAGGUAACUUUUCGGGUAAUUAAACUUCCGUACUGAUUGGUGCGGUCAUAACCUGACAGCUUAGAAUGUCACUCUAUAUAUUUGGACCAAACAACGCGAGAGAAAAAAGUUCAAUUGCUGACCAGACCUUAAUAUGCUUAAGGCCAAGGACCAGUCUGCUUUAAAAUUCAACUUGUGCAGCUUUUGACUUAGUCAGAUCAGUAAAAAUGUCUGGUCAUCAAGUUAACUUUCUAUACAGGUUAUGACUGCAUCCAUCUGUAUAUGUAUAGUUGAAUAUUAACAUUGUCGUUUCAGAAUAUAAAGGGCUAAUUUCAUUAUUCGUACCCCAAAAUAAAAAUAACGUCGAGACAUUGGUUAAAUUUAAAUUGUUUUUGAUGUUUUCAACCAAUCGCGACGUUUUGGUGUACACGUAUUACCCAGAAUGAAUUAGAUUCUGCAAUGGCGAAUUAUAGCAAGACCUGAUCCGAAUCUGUGAUAGUUCUAUAUAUGAUUUAUUGUAUUUUCUGUACAUUGUAUAUAGACUUAAGUUUUUAUUGUAAAAUAUGCGCAAAAAAGGAAAAUCAAAAGUUAAAAAACUUUCAACUUAUCAUGUUUUGUAUGGACAGUAGCUAACUUUGUCCGAUUAAGAUCAAGUCUACAAAAUUAAUUGUUCAUGUAACCGACUUUUGAAUCUGGAGUUUAUAUUUUUAGACCGGUACCCUCUCUGUGGUAGGACUCCUUUGUACACGGUCAAGUAAUAGCAACUCAAAAAAGUUCAAUCGAGCUUUUGAUUGGAACAAUUCAGAUGGUCAAUUAACUAUUUUAUGUUUUCUAUUCACGACAUAACCUUUAGAAAACAGUCAACUUCCCCCAAAAACUCAUCAAUUAUAUGUUUGCAUUUCCUUAUUCGGGGGUUAUCUUACAUGACUAAUUACUAUGCAGUCCAAACACCAUCUUUGAAAAUUAGAAAAUCCGGAGUUAAAAGUUGGUAGUCUUUUAAGCAAAGGGAAACAAUUUGAAUUAAUGUGUGUAAUAACAGUGUUAAUUUGGUAAUUGACAAAUACACUAUAGCCAAUAUUCAACUAUAAAAAAAAUGUACACAACACAAUGGAAAGAAUUUGUGUUCUUGUGUGUAAUUACAGUAUCAAAUCUAAAAUUGAUAAAAACAGCCAAUAAAAGAUAUACACAAUGUGUUUACCAAAUUGAAUAUGAUAUCUUGUCCAUGCAACAUCUUUUUCAAGAAACAUUAAUAGCCUCUUUCGUUUAUUUAUGUGUGCAACUUAAGUUAAUUUUAUUUACAUCAUGCAUGUACAUGUCUUAAAAAAAAUGCUCUAUAAAAAAUAAUAUUGUGUUUAUUAUCAUACGUAAUGUAUGUUUUGUUUUGAUGUGGGAGUUGUUAACUAAAUACUACAGAUAUCAUUUGAAGCUUUUGAGUGAUAAGAUAUGAUAAUAUAUUUCAUCUUAAAACAAAUUUCGUUUCAUCUAGAAGGGAAACAUUUUAUCAUUCUGUAAAGGUUUCACACUGCAUAUAGAUUGUUAAUUAUAUUUGUUCAAGCAACGCAGAGAAAAAUACAAGUGUUCAUAAACUUCGGCAAAAUAAAUAUAGGUAACAAAAAAUAUACAUUUGAAAAUAUUAUAAUCCACUCCCCAUUUUGAUCCUCAAUCUUCCUGAAGAACAUAUUGUAAUUAGUAACACAUUUGUUUGAAAAUCUUCACGUGUGUAUUUUUUUUACUUGCAUAAAGUAAUUCUGAUCUCAAAGAAAACAGUAAAUGAUUCAUAAUUGUAAAUAUAUCAUUUAAAUGUAUACUACUAUCUUCUAAAAGUAAGGACUUUUCUUCAUAAAAAAAAAUAACCUUUUUUUAAAUUACUCUAAAUUACUUUCAGAGGUGUCAGUAUAACUCUCCUGUUUGUUUCAGAAGAAGUCUUAAAAAGAUAUGUUGUAAUCAAAUUCGUGUACACUUCAAUGGAAAAAUUACUCUAUUGACUAUACAUGCAUUGUAUGUGCCAGACGUCCUCCAUAUACCGUUUCAAGGUUCUAGUGUAAUACAUGAAAUACUACAUGAGUUACUCUGUAUAUGUUUAACUAAACAGUCAGUUCCUUUAUUUGAAUUUCAAAAGAUGCACUUUUGUUUAUAUUCUUUUCUUUUUUUCAAAUUCGAAAUUGCUUGUCUUUGUCAUCAUUUGUAGAUUAGCAAAUAUACUAAAAUAAUUUUGAUUUGUUUUUUACUUACUGCGGAAUGACUAUAUCGAGUGUGUUUCAAAGCUGUAGAUACAAUGCCAAAAGUUUAUGAUUGUGUUGAAAUAUUUUUAGACUUAAUAUACAUUCACAUGUAGACUAUGCAAUAUGGUGUAAAUAUUAAUUAUCAAUAUUUAUUCAUUAUUUUUUCAAUCAUAAUGUAAAUACAAUUCAUUUAUUUUGUAA
Molecule: messenger RNA, 8432 nt
Organism: Mytilus trossulus (common blue mussel)
Lineage: Eukaryota; Metazoa; Mollusca; Bivalvia; Mytilida; Mytilidae
Product: innexin unc-9-like
Exons: 2
Coding region: 164-1426 (420 amino acids)
Source: RefSeq, a predicted model, not a curated record